This is a messenger RNA of Debaryomyces hansenii CBS767, 276 nucleotides long. It is a transcript of the gene TIM10, whose product is annotated as protein transporter. The record is from RefSeq and is a predicted model, not a curated record. Gene Ontology annotation, biological process: protein insertion into mitochondrial inner membrane. Bases 1 to 276 code for a protein of 91 amino acids. The transcript has a single exon. Gene Ontology annotation, cellular component: mitochondrial inner membrane. Lineage: Eukaryota; Fungi; Ascomycota; Pichiomycetes; Serinales; Debaryomycetaceae.
AUGUUCGGAUUAGGUGGUGCUGCUCCUCAAAUUUCAUCUCAACAAAAGUUACAAGCUGCUGAGGCUGAAUUAGACAUGGUUACUGGUAUGUUCAACCAAUUGGUCGAACAAUGCCAUUCCAAAUGUAUCAACAAAACCUAUAACGACUCAGAAGUAUCCAAACAGGAAGCUCUUUGUUUAGAUAGAUGUGUUGCUAAAUACUUUGAAACCAAUGUCCAAGUUGGUGAACAUAUGCAAAAAAUGGGUCAAUCUGGUCAAUUUAUGGGUAGACAAUAG